Radiomyces spectabilis is the source of this 1926-nucleotide messenger RNA. Its product is annotated as alkaline phosphatase. Gene Ontology annotation, molecular function: alkaline phosphatase activity. The record is from RefSeq and is a predicted model, not a curated record. The transcript is spliced from 8 exons. Gene Ontology annotation, cellular component: fungal-type vacuole membrane. The coding region runs from base 58 to 1761 and encodes 567 amino acids. Lineage: Eukaryota; Fungi; Mucoromycota; Mucoromycetes; Mucorales; Radiomycetaceae. Gene Ontology annotation, biological process: dephosphorylation.
CUUUUUUCUAUCUUUUCUCACUUCUCAUCUUUUUUUUUUGUGGUACCUGUAUUCCAUAUGAGCGAACCACUUCUGAAAGAUAUACAUGAAGAGACACAAUAUGAUGACAAUGAGGAAGAAUCCAUCGGUUUGCCUCCACAACAAAGACCAAGGAAUAUCAUAAACGCAUGCAUUUACAACCGGCUUGUAUUAGCAAGUGUUAUAUGCGCAGUGGUGCUCAUAAGUAUUACUGUCGCUGCCAUGGCCACACCCAUGAAUAUGAGUGCGUGGAAAGAACGCAAGCGCAACAUCUACAGGCCACGUAAUAUUAUUAUGAUGAUCAGCGAUGGAUUAGGACCUGCAUCGGUCUCUUUUGCCAGGACAUACUAUCAAUACGUCAACAAUCUCACAUACGAUCACCCUUUACCACUGGACACUAUUCACGUUGGCCAAUCUCGUACACGCAGUAGCAGUACGCUAGUAACAGAUAGCGCUGCUGGAGCUACCGCAUAUAGUUGUGGUAUCAAAACAUACAAUGGAGCCGUGGGAGUGGAUCCGCAGGGACAGCCUUGUGGCACCUUGUUAGAGUCAGCGAAACAUCGCCAUAAUAUGAAAACCGGACUAGUAGCAACAUCACGUAUUACUCACGCUACACCCGCCUCGUUUUCGGCACAUGUGAAAGAUCGUGAUGACGAAAACGCCAUCGCACUACAACAGCUUGGAGAAAACCCGUUAGGACGCAGUGUGGAUCUCAUGUUCGGAGGUGGCGUGUGCCAGUUUUUACCUAAAAACAGGCAAGGUUGUCGGAGCGACGGGCGUGACUUGCUGACUGAAGCGCAACAAAAGUACGGCUGGAAAACAGUAUUGCACUCUAACCGUACAGCAUUCGAUCAGUUGCCCACUUCGGGUGAUAUAUUACCAACCAUGGCUCUCUUCAGUUCAGAGCACAUGUCAUAUGAAAUAGAUCGCAAAUCAGAAGAGGAACCAAGCUUGACAGAAAUGUCAGAUAAAGCGCUGAAAAUAUUAUCAGAUGCCACCAAAGGAUCGGAUACUGGAUUUUUUUUGAUGAUCGAAGGCAGUCGAAUAGAUAUGGCUGCACACUCAAACGAUGCUGCCACUCAUUUACACGAUAUUCUCGAAUAUCAAAACGUGAUUCAACUCGUAAAACAGUUUGUCGAUGAGCACCCGGAUACAAUGCUGAUUUCUACCAGCGAUCACGAAACGGGUGGACUAUCAUUGGCUAGACAAGUUUCACCGAAAUAUCCAAAGUAUCUCUGGUAUCCGGAUGUACUCACCCGCGUCAAGCAGUCUUCGAUCGCUCUGGCUGAACAGAUCAUGCGUGAACGAAAGUUGGACGACCGUCAAUAUUUGCAAUCGAUCCUUCGCACUGAACUUGGCAUUGAUGACUUUACCGAACAGGAAAUGCAAACUCUAAUGAAACAAAAGUCCACCAAAUCUCUAGAUCAAUACCUCGCAGAUAUGGUGUCUGUCCGAGCUCAGUUAGGGUGGGCAACGCAUGGUCACAGUGCCGUCGAUGUUAAUCUGUAUGCAUACGGUCGAGGUUCUGAAGCGUUGCAUGGAAAUCUCGAAAACACCUAUAUCGGAAACUUUAUCGCCGACAAGCUUGACCUAGAUCUCCAAGACUUGACCAAAAAACUCAACAGUAACAAUCCAUCGUUUCAUCUCACCCAGCUUGAUGACCGAGAGAAACUAAAGUACAAUGAGCACUUGGACCAUUACCUCCAUCACCCCCAGUUAUUACAUCAUUUAUCAUUCGCAUAAAAAAAAUUUUGACAGCGAAUACCGAGCGCUCAUUGAUACUUCGGUUUUCUUUACUUUUUAUGUUUCAUCCAUUCAUCGCACAUUGACGGGCCAGAGCAUCCCGAUUAUACGGGAUACGUGACUCAACGGCGCGCUGUAGAUGCAUGAGGAUUUUUAAAAACGAAG